AUGCACGUCUUUGGCCGCUGGUGGUCACAAGCUCCUUUCAUCCUCAUCAUCCGAUUCCAUCUUCAAGGCCUACUUGCGGUAGAAGAAGUGGGCGGCGAUAAUGGCCAGAAUAUCAACUGUGGAGGUGUCAUUCUGAUUCCGAGCCUCGAAAGAUUCCAGCCUAUACGCGCUACUUCUGCUCGAGGUGGCCCAGAUGCGUUCAGAUAUUUCUCGUCGUACGUUCCCGCCCAAAACUUCUUCUUGAAUAUGAGUUUGACCGUCCUCGCAGGUUCUGAGCGCUUGAUUUACCGUGCAGUGCGCAGGGGACUCGUUGGGGGCUGCGGCGUCCCUCCGAGUUUCUAG
Sparassis crispa is the source of this 342-nucleotide messenger RNA. RefSeq lists its product as hypothetical. Bases 1 to 342 code for a protein of 113 amino acids. Lineage: Eukaryota; Fungi; Basidiomycota; Agaricomycetes; Polyporales; Sparassidaceae. The record is from RefSeq and is a predicted model, not a curated record. The transcript has a single exon.